This is a messenger RNA of Cydia splendana, 2538 nucleotides long. RefSeq lists its product as uncharacterized. The transcript has 11 exons. Bases 1 to 1692 code for a protein of 563 amino acids. The record is from RefSeq and is a predicted model, not a curated record. Lineage: Eukaryota; Metazoa; Arthropoda; Insecta; Lepidoptera; Tortricidae. Gene Ontology annotation, molecular function: long-chain fatty acid-CoA ligase activity. Gene Ontology annotation, biological process: fatty-acyl-CoA biosynthetic process; long-chain fatty acid metabolic process.
AUGCAGUUACAAAACGGUGACGUUACGGCAAAUGGAGCAGUGGCCGCAGAUUCCUACCACGUUGGACAUUUGCUCUUGGAUUUCUUCAAUAAGCCUGAAGAUUUUGUUUGGCAGAUCGACGCGGGAACUGGCGAAGUUGAGAACAAGUCAUCGGUGAAGUCCCGUUCCAUACAAUUGGCGAGAUGUCUGAGGAACGCCGGUUUUAAGCCGGGUGACGUGAUCGCCGUGUCUGGCAUCAAUCAUCUUGAUGUGCACAUCCCUUUCUAUGCUGGAUACUUUAAUGGACAUCCAAUAAUGGGAAUAGACCCAUCAUAUAGAUACGAUGAAGUAAAGAGGCUGUUUGAAAUAACUAAACCAAAAGUGACGUUUAUCGAAGUGGAUCUCCUGGAAGAAUAUGAAAAAGUUAUCAAAGACCUUGGAAUAAAUACGAGGAUCAUAACAUUCGGCGACAGCGACAGAUCUUUGGCCAAAUUUACAAAGACGUACGAUGAUGGUGCACCGGACAGCGGAUUCAGAGUGGCCACGUUCGACACGAGCAAGGUGUACGCGUGGCUCGUCCUAACCAGCGGCACCACGGGACUCCCCAAGGUCGCAGCCUUCAAGCACUCUGACAUUUUCACCAUGAUCAAAAUCUACUCAGUCAUGAAAGAGAAAGAAAUGGCUCCGUUUUUGCUUUUUCCGAGUGUGCAGUGGGUAUCUUCAUACGUAACGACAUUAUGUAUGAUUUACGGAAACCAUAUCAAGUUGCAGUCCUCGACGCCCAUCACCGUGGAACAUAUUAUCGAAAUCAUUAACAAAUAUAAGCCAGUUGCCGCCAUAUCAACCCCGUUAUUAAUCAAUGGCAUCUUGAAGCAUGAGAAACAUUGCGACAUGACGUGCUUUAAAAGGCUCCUCGUCACCGCAUUUGCCAUUAACCCAGUAACCUUGAACCAACUGAAGGCAAAAAUGGGACCACGCGGCGAGGUGUGGAACCUACUAGGGCAGACGGAAUGUUUGGGCCCGAUUCUGCUGCCGGCUCCGAAUGGUCCCCAGGGAAAUUGUGGGACAGAGAUGCCUAUUAGACCAGUAAAACUGGUAGAUACAUCAACUGGCCAAGUAAUCACAGAACCAAACAAGGUCGGAGAGCUUUGGGUAAAGGGCCCAAAAUUGACAGAAUACUACAUGAAUCCAGAGGCAACAGACGCUGCGUUCUCGGAUGGCUGGUUAAGAACUGGAGAUCUGCUGUACAGAGACGAAAAGGGAUACUUCUUCUACGUGGAAAGGAUAUCCAGCUCGUUUAGAUAUCGUAACUUUUUUAUCACACCCAUGGAGCUAGAGCAUGUGAUUCAGGAGCACCCAGAUGUGCUGGACGUGUGUGUGGUGGGCGUGCCGCACCCUGAGGAUCACAAACACGCUAUUGCGUGCGUCAUGCGAUACCCCGGCUCCACACUAACAGAGCAGGGCGUUAAGGACAUCAUUUCUAAUAAACUAUCGGCUUACAAACAAGUGAGCAGCGUCAUUUUCGUCGACAACUUCCCUAGAACAAUCUCCGGCAAAGUCGCCAGAGGAAAAGUUCUCGAGUACGUCUUAGAAGUCCAAAAAUUGGGAACAUCGGAAUGGCCGAGCUCUGGCAACACAAAGAAACUUAUCAGUGCCUUCCAGCAGCUUAAUACUACGGGUAAUACCAGAUAUUUGUCCAGAGGGCGACACUGAUGGACUACUGAGGGUUGAGGGCAGAAAAGAUCAUUAACUGUAAGACGUAAUGUAAGAUAAAUGUAUCACAUGCUAGUGUUAUUAUUGUAAAUUUAAUUAAUUUAAUUUAAUCUGUUUAUUUCAUAUAUAUGAUAAUGUAAAUAUUGUAUUUUAAAUUAUGCUACACCAACCUGGUAAAAUUGUAUUGAGACAAAUCAACAUAUAUAUGUCUUAAACUGUACCAUCUUAUGUAAUUGUAAACAUACAAUUUAUGUGAAAUAAAUAACUGAAAUAAAAUUAACUUUACAAGCCAAAGUUAAAAAAAUAUUAACAGGCAUCUAAGAUACUGACAAUCGGUCGUGUAAAUAUAUUUUUGGAUCGUUUGCAUGUAAAGAUGAUUUUGAACUUAGACCGACCAUAUCAGCUGAAAGAAGGCCACUGCAGAUAGGCAGAUAGAUAGGGGGAUAGGAUAGGUGACGGGGACCAUUGCAAUGUUAAUAAUUAUCUAAUGUGACAAUUGUUAUAUUAUAUCCAGAUACAGUAUUUAGUUAAAAAAGAGAAUCAAACAUUAUCAUUAUCAGAUACAUUUUAAGUUUCAUGAAUUAGGGAGUUAGUAUGCUGCAACCGAAAAGCGCUAGUAAGGUAAGGCGGGGUAAGACUAACAUAGUUUAUUUUGCUCGGGACAAGACAAACAGAAUAUGAGGAUUCCAUGCAAGUGAUAGUCUUACCUCGGUGAUAGUCUUACCCCACCUUACUUAGUACAUAGGUAGUAGUAGUAAACACUUUAUUGCACUUUAUUAUACUUUAUUGCUCAAAACAUGUACAGUCGCUAUCAAAUAUAUCGGAGCGGCCAAGGUGUUCACAAUA